Trichomycterus rosablanca is the source of this 4964-nucleotide messenger RNA. RefSeq names its product phosphofurin acidic cluster sorting protein 2 (gene pacs2). Gene Ontology annotation, molecular function: transmembrane transporter binding. The record is from RefSeq and is a predicted model, not a curated record. NCBI's taxonomy places the organism in Eukaryota, Metazoa, Chordata, Actinopteri, Siluriformes, Trichomycteridae. Bases 175 to 2817 code for a protein of 880 amino acids. Gene Ontology annotation, biological process: protein localization to plasma membrane. The transcript is spliced from 25 exons.
UGUCGCGAGCGCUCGGUAUAGAGAAGAAGCGCGCGCUGCGUGAUAGAGAUGAAGGCGCGCGCCGGGAGCUCGGGCUGUACAGAGCCGGUGGAUCUUUGAUUCGCUUUGAAGCUGCAGUUUGUUUGUUUUAUAUAUUUAUAUAUAUUGUUGGUGUUGUGGUCGCGAGGAGAAGCCAUGGCGGAGCGGAGCGGGCGAGUGAGCUUCCCCGGGAGCGGCGCGCUCAACACCCCUGUACCGAUGAACCUUUUCGCUACAUGGGAAAUCGACGGUACUUCAUCGAGCUGUGUACCGAGAUUGUGUAGUCUGACUCUGAAGAAGUUGGUGGUGUUGAGGGAUUUGGAUAAAGAGCUUAUAUCAGUUGUCAUCGCUGUCAAAAUCCAGGGUUCAAAGAGAAUUCUUCGCUCUCAUGAGAUCAUGCUGCCCCCUACUGGCACCGUAGAGACUGACCUUGCUCUCACCUUCUCUUUACAGUAUCCUCACUUCCUGAAGCGAGAAGGCAAUAAAUUACAGAUUUUACUGCAGAGGAGAAAGCGCUAUAAGAACCGAACUAUUCUUGGUUACAAGACUCUCGCUGCUGGAUCUGUCGACAUGGCCGAGGUAAUGCAGCACCCGGCAGAUGGAGAACAAGUUUUGGCUCUGUACAGUAAUCAGAAGGAGCUGAUGGGCAAAGUGGCCGAAAUUUGGAUCUACUCACUCUGCAGCCAACCAAUAGAUCAUGAGGAAGCGGGGCUCAUGAAGAUCAAACGUUCUGAGAAUUAUUCAGAAGAAGAGUAUGAGAGUUUCUCCUCAGAGCAGGAAGCGAGUGAUGACGCUGUACAUGGACAGGAUCUUGAAGAUGAUGAGUUUGAAGUGAGGAAAUCCAAAAAGCAACGACGGUCGAUUGUACGAACAACAUCUAUCACAAGGCAGCAAAACUUUAAGCAGCGAGUUGUGGCUCUGCUGAAACGAUUCAGAGUCUCAGACGAGGUGUUAGACUCCGAGCAGGACCCUGCUGAACCUCCUCCUGAGGUAGAGGAAGAUCUGGAGAGUUUGGAUUUUGAGAAUGCGAGUGACAGUCCAGAUCUGGAGGAUGAUGACAGUGUACUGAGCACGCCUAAACCUCAGCUCAAGCCAUAUUUUGAGGGAGUGUCUUUAUCCAGCUCUCAAACAGAGAUUGGCAGCCUACACAGCGUCCGAAGUCACAGAGAACCACCCAGUCCGAUGGAUCCUGACAAAAUGAAGGCCUCAGGAGGAAAGUUCCAAAUGGAAGAUGUGUCUGAUGGCAUCACUUUUGCACAGCCUGAGGUGUUGACCCCAACCACAGAGUUAGAGAUGAUGGACAACAUAGACUCUUUCCUGGAAAAGCUGCCCCCCACAGGCAGGAUGACCAAAACUGAGUCUCUUAUCAUCCAGUCAAACAGGCAGGAAGUAAAGCACUUUGUACGUAGAGGGCGAAGCACGUCGCUAAAAGAACGUCAGACGAGUCGACCACCUAAUGAGAGAGCAAACAGCCUGGAUAAUGAACACUCCAUCCAUACACACUGCCCCCUUCAGAUUCCUCGUAAGACUGUGUAUGAUCAGCUGAAUCACAUCCUAGUAUCUGAUGAUCACCUUCCUGAAAGCAUCAUCCUCAUCAACACCUCUGACUGGCAGGGCCAGUAUCUGUCAGAUGUUCUGCAGAAUCACGCCCAUCCUGUAGUGUGUACGUACACCAGCGCUGAUGUUCAAGCAGCGUUCAACACCAUUAUCUCUCGAAUACAGAGAUUCUGUAACAGUAACUCCAUCACUCCCACCCCGGUGAAGAUUGCAGUUGCCGGUGCACAACAUUACCUGUCCACUGUGCUACGCCUCUUUGUGGAUCACCUGACUCACAAGACUCCUGAUUGGCUGGGUUACCUGCGCUUUCUUAUUAUUCCACUGGGUGCACACCCGGUCUCUAAGUACCUGGCCAGUAUUGAUUACAGAUAUAACAGUUUGUUCCAGGACUCAGCUUGGAAAGAUUUAUUCUACAAACCUGAAGCUCCAGUUAUAGGACAGGAUAAUCCAGACGUUGCUUCCAGAGUAACUCAGUACAUGCUGGGUGCGAACGGAGCACAUCAGCUUCCUAUAGCGGAGGCAAUGUUAACCUACAAACACAAAAGGAAAAAGAGUUUUCAUUUUGAUUUUGCUGUAAGUCCAGAUGAAGAUUCCUGCCAGAAAUUCAUCCCUUUUAUAGGGAUGGUGAAGGUGGGGUUGGUGGAACAGAGCUCUGCUGCGUCAGGUGAUUCGGAUGAUGCUACUCCGUUAGUGUCUCUGCUCUCCUCCACUCCUCCUCAGAUCUCUCCAUUAAUGAAAGAUCCAUCACCCACUCCUCCAUCAUCUCCCUCAAUCCACUCCUACUGCAGUUCCCUCAUUGGAGGACAGGGGGAGUUAAUGGGGCUGCAAGUGGAUUACUGGGUCGCUCCUUUAGAGAAGAAGCGAGAGGUGGAGAAGAGAGACUCUGCCCCCAAAAAUACGCUCAAGUGCACCUUCCGUUCGCUGCAGGUUAGUCGCCUCCCACUGAGUGGGGUAGAGGCGGGGCCAACCAUGUCCAUGACCGUCGUCACCAAGGAGAAAAACAAGAAAGUAAUGUUUCUGCCGAAAAAAACAAAAGACAAAGACGUGGAGUCGAAAAGUCAGGUGAUCGAGGGAAUCAGCCGCCUUAUCUGCACUGCUAAACACCAGCAAACCAUGCUGAAAGUGUGUAUAGACGGUAUGGAGUGGAACGAUGUGAAGUUCUUCCAGCUCGCUGCUCAGUGGUCUUCUCAUGUCAAGCACUUUCCCCUCGGAGUAUUUGGACACUCCAAAGGAGGCUACUGACCCCCCUUUCUUUAUGUUCUUUAAACUGCCUUUACUACUCCCUCCACUCCACCGUCUUAAGUCUUAGUUUGUUCUUUUGCACUUGUGUUUUUAUGAGACUUUUAGCUAAGGGGAUGUUUCUUGUUAAGUUCUCUAUUUUUAACUGACACUAAUGAACUGAUCAUGUGGAUUGAUUAACCGGUUCUAAUUGAUGGCGGUAUCAGUUUGGUGUAGUCAGAACUUCUUCCUGCUCCACACAAAUUCAUACAAAGUGAAAAAACGUUGCAGUUUUAUUGGUCAUUCCAUUCUUAGAACUGCUAGUUUAAGUGAAUCAAACGCUGCAAAUUUUAUUUACUGAGUUUAACUUAAUUUAGUUUUUAAUCCUACUUCUUGUUCAAGAAAUUAUCUAAGUUAUUUGAAUCACAUUACAGCUAAACACAGAGACUUGAUUUAUUAACAGUACCUGUUGAAGUGAAUCAAACUCUACAGUCAUUUGAUCAUUUGGAUUUUGUUUGGACUUGUUUUUGAUUUAACUGACCUAUUAUUGAAACAAAUAAAUCAUUUAAACAAUUUCCUAUCAGGGUCUCUACUUGGCAAAUGUGAUUCAUUUGGUUCACCGUCUAAAUUGAAAAAAAAACUUUGCAGAGUUUAAUUCAUUUGAUUCAUUGUAACGACUCUUUUUACUAAAUCAAUUCUUUUGAACUAGCUGAUUGGGUGAGUGAUGUGAGCUGCAUGAGUCUCUGCUUUUUCCCCUCCACAUCAGUUAAGGGUUCAGUCUUUGUACCCAGUCUGAUUUCGUCUAUACUGUGUGUGUGUCUGUUUAUGUUUAUGAAUGUAUAAGGAAUGGUACUGUAGAAUGAAGCACCUUUAAUUUGUUGACGGUACACUACAAAAACUGAAGGUUGAAGCCAUGAAUAUGGACAUCAGAUAGAAAAACCGAGUUAACGUAAUUUUAUCAGCAACAGAUGACCAGAAGUGUUUAUCAGCAGUUACGUUCAGAAUGAGUGUGAAGCAAAUCAAGAAAAUUUUGUGAUUUAUCCUGUCACAAAGUGCACAAACUAAACCAUCCAACCUAUUAACCAUUCGAUUAAGUCAUAUGACCUGCAAUUGAUCUGAAACAAUAAAGAAGAUUUACAUGUAUGUAUUUCAGUGCAUUUAUAUUGACUAAAGUUUCAAAAGCUUUUACAGGUAAGUAACAUUUUAUAUAAAGGAUAAUUUAACACAACUGAUGACAUUCUGUUCAAUAAACCGAGCGCAGCUUUAUAAUUCGUCUUGCUUUACUUUAAUAUUUAACAGAAAACUAGCAAUUGUAUUUCUUUUAUAAUAAAUAAAAGUUUGCACUAAGUUUAAAAUAAUGAGAAAUUAGACGUGCCACAUUAUUAUAUUAACGUGUAUUAGCUUGCAUAUUUGCAACUGGCUAACCUUCCCAUGAAAAAAAAUAUUUUAUUACAAAUAUGGGCUAUUUAAACUCUAUACAUGUGAAAUUAGCAUUGCUAUCUUGUGUUUUAACGUUUAAUAUACCUACAAUCUAUUUAAACUUUUUUCCCCACCUGUUAAAUUAGUGAGAGUGUGCACUUUUGGACAGGACAUUAAUAUAGACAGUUACAAUUCCAUGAGCUAGCGUAAAAACCUGCCAGGAAUGUUUAUAAGUUGUGAAUGAAGUGCUGUUACAGCUUGAUUACUUUCAGUAUUUCUGAAGCUUUAAUUACUAAUUUUAUUUAUUAAUUAAUCAGCACCAUGUUUACUGUUUUUGUAACUUUUAGAACUGUUUUAGAAAUGUGAGGGUACAAUUAACUCCUGUGAUGAUUUAUACGGUUUCAAUGCAUCUGUGUUAUAAGGAUUUUUCUUUUUUUCUUUUUGUUUGUGUAAAGAUUUGAGUUUUCUUUCUGUUUUCUCUGCUGUAAUGUGAUUGAUUCAUUUCAAAUAAUGGUUUUGUAAAGAAAAUACAGUAAUAAUUAUUGGUAAGAAAUGAGAAAUCGAUGAGUUGUGUAACGCUGCAUCAAUAUUUUCAUUUUUACACCAUAAACAAAUAAUGAAAUCUGUGAGGGAUUUAUACAGCAGGAAGAAUAAUGGAGGAGGAGGAUGAGAUGAUUUGUAAAAAAGAGAAAAAUUUUAAAAAUACUACCACUGUGUUUCCUAAACUGGAAAUAAUAAACUACGCACACUAA